Lactuca virosa is the source of this 2344-nucleotide messenger RNA. NCBI's taxonomy places the organism in Eukaryota, Viridiplantae, Streptophyta, Magnoliopsida, Asterales, Asteraceae. The record is from the annotation of a GenBank genome assembly.
AAAUCUGCAAUGCAACAAUGGCGAACUACACUCUGCUUUGUCGCAUCGCCAAAUGUGGAACCCGUUCGUCUCUCUUUCUUCAAGCUACCGGAGGCUGCUUUACUACAAUUAGCACUAAAACACUGCUAAAACCUCCUUUUCAAGCAACAAGAACAUUCGCAAGUGAUGCCAACUCUGUUUCCCUUUUCGAUAAGAUGACUAUGGGUAAUCAGAGGAAGUACUACAUGUUGGGUGGGAAAGGAGGUGUUGGAAAGACAAGUUGCGCCGCAUCUCUUGCUGUAAAGUUUGCAAAUCACGGCCAUCCCACCAUUGUACUUUCUACAGACCCUGCUCACUCUUUAAGUGAUUCCUUCGAUCAGGAUUUGACUGGUGGGACACUAGUUCCAAUUCAAGGAUUGGAUUCUCCAUUAUUUGGACUCGAGAUUAAUCUGGAAAAAACCAAGGAGGAUUUCCGUAGUGCAUCACAAAACAAUGGUGGUGCUGGUGUAAAGGAUUUCAUGGAUAGCAUGGGCCUUGGAAUGGUAGCUGAGCAGUUGGGAGAAUUGAAAUUGGCAGAGCUUUUGGAUACACCUCCUCCAGGUUUUGAUGAAGCUAUUGCAAUAUCAAAGAUAAUGGAGUUUGUAGAUUCACCAGAUUAUAGUAUGUUUACAAGGAUAGUCUUUGACACUGCACCUACAGGUCAUACACUUAGGCUUUUGUCUUUGCCAGACUUCAUGGAUGCAUCCAUAGGAAAAUUAAUGAAGAUGAAAAAAAAGAUUGCUUCAGCAACUUCUGCCAUCAAAUCCGUAUUUGGGAAAGAGCAACCAAAACUUUUGGAAGGCACUUUAGAAGAGUUGAGGGAGAAGAUGGCAAAAAUGAGAGAUCUUUUUCGUGACUCAAAGACUACAGAAUUUGUGAUUGUGACUAUCCCUACUGUUAUGGCAGUUAAAGAAUCAUCAAGGCUACAUGCAUCAUUGAAGAAAGAAAAUGUCCCUGUAAACAAACUUAUUGUUAAUCAAAUCUUACCUCCAUCUUCAACAGAGUGCAAAUUUUGCUCAAUGAAAAGAAAGGAUCAAAUGCGUGCAAUUGAUAUGAUCCAAAAGGAUCCAGAAUUGGGUAGUUUAGAUCUAAUUGAAGCGCCUUUGGUUGAUGUGGAAAUAAGGGGAAUUCCAGCUCUCCAGUUCAUGGGUGAUAUGCGACUCGGGGACACUUUGUCGAUCUGCAAUAAAAUAUCAAUCGGACACCAAUCCAAGCUGGAAAACUAUGAAUUAAACAAUCACAAUUCAGAUUUUACCAAAAUGUUUACUUAUGGUCAAGAUCCCGAUGUUGUUCGGUGGGGUCUCCAGCUGUUUGAUGGUGGGCCAUAUUGCGGAUAUGGUCCACAAAAUUACACAGAUUGUUAUCAUGAUCAGUAUUCUAGAGAAGAAGCCAGGUAUCACACGGAAUGCAUCACCACAGAAAAUGACAAACUUGCCCUUCAAGAAAACACAUCUCCUUUUUUGGUUGCAGAAGCGUCUACACCUUCUUGUGAAGAAAUUGAUCAUUCACAAUCAUCAUUUUAUCUACAAGAUUCACUCAAUCAGUCUAUGGCAAACUACAGUCUUGAAGAUGAUGAUGAUGAUGAUGAUGAUAACACAAAUGAUAGCCCUACAAGGCAGUUUGACUAUGGGGAGGAAUUGUCUUACUCAUUGGAGUUGAGUGAUGAUGAAGUAGGCAAGAGGUUGAAUCAGAUGGCUUCUGUUCCUCAUGUUCCCAAAGUCAAUGGAGAAAUUCCUUCCUUAGAUGAGGCAACUUUAGAUCAUCAAAGGCUACUCGACAGGCUGCAGUUAUAUCAAUUAGUAGAGUCUAAAGUUCAAGGGGAUGGAAAUUGUCAGUUUCGAGCCCUGUCAGAUCAAGUUUAUCGUACAACUGAACACCAUCAAUUUGUGAGACAACAAAUUGUAAAUCAGCUUAAAUUACACGCAGAUAUAUACGAGGGAUAUGUCCCUAUGGUUUAUGAUGAUUACUUAAAGAAUAUGGCCAAGGUUGGUGAAUGGGGUGAUCAUGUCACUUUGCAGGCUGCUGCUGAUUUGUAUGGCAUCAAAGUUUUUGUCAUCACAUCAUUUAAGGACACAUGUUAUAUCGAGAUUGUUCCGAGUGUUCAAAGGUCAAAUCGAGUAAUUUUCUUGAGCUUUUGGGCUGAGGUUCAUUACAAUUCAAUAUAUCCUGUGGAAGAUAUCCCGAAUAUGAGACCAUGAAGAACUGAUGUGGAAGAUGAUGAUUUGAGUGGUUAUUGCAACUCUCUACUCUCUUCCAGCUUAUUAUAUCAUUAAACAUUCUUGUGAAAUAAUAAUAUACUUUUACUUUUACUCCUUGUUAAUUGCUA